Lates calcarifer (barramundi perch) is the source of this 3760-nucleotide messenger RNA. RefSeq names its product galanin receptor type 1-like. Lineage: Eukaryota; Metazoa; Chordata; Actinopteri; Centropomidae. The transcript has a single exon. Gene Ontology annotation, cellular component: membrane. Gene Ontology annotation, biological process: immune response; G protein-coupled receptor signaling pathway. Gene Ontology annotation, molecular function: G protein-coupled receptor activity. Bases 1639 to 2676 code for a protein of 345 amino acids. The record is from RefSeq and is a predicted model, not a curated record.
CUGACCACAUGACACAUAACAUCAUGGAAAAAGACACUGUACUGCAGUCUCACAGGCUCCAAGGUGAGCAUCCAUCUGUUUUUAGUCACACUAGCAACCACGUUUAUGACCACUUACACUCAACAAUAAAAACCUGAACACUCCACACAACUGUUUGCUCUUGGCUAAAAGUCAAUAAUUGCCCUUUAAUAGAUGUUUCAGAUGAACGACAAAGUGCCAUAAUCAACCUUAAUGUAGGACAAUUUUAAGGCUGAAUAUGCUCUUAACCAAUCUAAAUGCAACUAAAAGACCAGUUUAGGAAUGAAACAUAGUGUCAUGCAAAGAAAGUCACGCUUGUCUGUUUUUUUUUUUUUAAAUAUCUCCAAUCAGGCUGCAGAAAACAGAGAUGCGAAAAAGAUAUGCAGCGCAUGAGCCUGGAUUAAAGUCAGAUCACACACUGAACAGGACUGAAUCAAGUUUGUUUAAGCCUGUAUUAUGUAAUGAGAAGAAACUCAGUCUCCCCUCCCCUUACCUAGAUCAGCUCAGCCCCUGGUUACUGAGUAAACAAUGGAGGAAACCUGUCAGGAAGACCACUGCCACUCAGGAACACAGCCUCUCUGACAAUCACAGGAGUAGUGCUGUAAUCCAAGUGACACCUGAUCAUUUACUAAGCUUUUAUUCUUUGUUUUUAUCACUACUUGUUUAUUUUUUCCUUCAAGGAAUGAAUAUCAUGUUCAUUGUACAGCACUCUUCUGCUGUUGGGAGUCUACAGGUUACAAGUCUCUGAAGAGCUUCUAAAUGGACAGUAUGCCUCCUGCCGCGGUCACCACUUAGCAUCAAGUAGCAUUGACUGUUUUUAAAGUGGAAUGUCUGUUCGCAACUACUGGGAUGAAUUUGUCCACUGCUGCCUGGUUUCAAGAAAUCAAUACAGCCACAGAGUAACUGCUGCACUGACAUUUCUCACGAUUUUGACCCAAACUGCUCCUCCUCGGAUUACAAGGGAGAUGCUGAUGCAGCCAAGGAAAAGCCAGCGUCCAGGGACUGCUCUUUGAGGUCAUGUUUUCAUUGUUUUUUAAGUAAAACUAAAUAACAGCACAACAUGUUAAGAGUUUUUCUGGGACUUUCUUUUCCCUCAGAAAAAGAAGGUGCCAUAUCUAAUCAUCUUUAAGUAGUUUAUACAUCUUCAGACAGCUGGAAAACAGAGAGAGUCACAGAGUGGAAGAGACACAUUUUUAGCCAGACAGCAAAAGGAGCAUGUGUGACUCAAGAGGCAGUGGACUUAACCAUUCAGCUAUCUCUGGCCAAUGAAUUUCAACCACAUAAUGAUAGACUGUAUAUUUUAGCAGGUUGCAUUUGCAGCUCUGCAGACAAACUAAAAAUAAAUAAGCUGUAAUAUUUGUUUUCCAGACAGUGUACUGGCUAUAAAUGUCGAUGAAGUGGUCAGCUGACCAGUAUGAGUUUAACUGCUUAACUAAUUGCUAUCAUUAUGAGAGUACUGGCUGUCGUAAUGGACUGUGGUCAUGCCUGUGACUAAUACAAUUUAAGACAUGAACUAGAGUCAACAGAUGCAUCACUCAGGCACUCUGUGAACAUAAUGCUCUGAUGCUUAACAUUAACAGGCCAUUAGAUUAAUUACUCAAUACACUUUAUUGUGAUUGCAUGGAGACUUUGGGGCAGCAAGUAAACAGCAGCAGCCUUGGCCAAAUGAACCGGGCAGACGAGGCUUUGAUUAAAGUCGUGGUGCCCAUCCUGGACGGGCUAAUUCUGGUAACCGGCCUCGUGGGCCAAACCCUUGUCAUCACCAUCCUUACUGGCAGGAGGAGGAAAGAAAGCCAACCCCCGCAUGGUACAGACACCCUGCUGCUGGCUCUGAGCGCCGCUGACCUGCUGCUGCUGCUCUGCCUGCCCUUCCACACCUCCGCCAUCACCCUGGGCUUCUGGCCUUUCGGCAGCUUCCUGUGCAAAGCCAUCAGCUUCCUGGGCGUGGCCUGCUCCGCUGCUUCAGUCUUCACCCUGGCAGCUUUGGCGGUGACGCGCUACCUCACAGUGGUUCACCCCACUUGGGCUUACCGUUCGAGAAUGCACAGGCGCAUAAAGCUGACGGUGGCUCUGCUCUGGGUCCCUGCCUCAGCCUUAGCGGCACCACAGUUUGCCUUCCGCACCGUUACAGCAUCCAGCGCCGUGUACUGCUUUGCCUUCCUGUCCAACUUCAGCCAGCUGGUGUACAGCAUUGCUCUCUUCCUGUUCGGCUUCGCUCUACCACUAGGCAUCAUUGUAUUGAUGUACGCCAAGAUCUACUGUUUCCUUCAACACGCACGGCUGCUGGGGAACGCUCCCCAGCUGGAACGCUACCAGAGCCAGGUCACUCACACUUCAGCUCUCCUGGUCCUGGUCUUCACACUCCUGUGGCUGCCCUCCUAUGCCCUCAUGUUCUCCUUCAUUGGAGGAACUGUAAUAGGCUCACCUGGCUACAAUACUAUUGCCAUCCUGGCCAGACUGUUGGCAUCCUCAGUGGCAGUAGUAAACCCUGUGCUGUACGGCUUUAUGUCUCAGAAGUUUAGACGAGACUUACUAGACCUGGGGAGAGAGCGCUGGGCCUGGUGCAAAAGCUGCAUGACUACUUGUCCUUGCGUGUUGGGCAGGGACAUGGUACAGCCCUUUGAGCUGGACACAACCUCAGAGAGAGGCCAAAACUGAGUCUUUGACGAGAAGAGAAACAAUUCUACCUCAUUACUAAAUCCUGGAAUUAGGGCUUGUUAAUAUGGCCAAAAACAAUACUCUGAUAUUAUGAGAAUAUUUUACUAUAUCUAUGUAUAUUUUUAUGUUUCACUUCAUGGGAAUGUAUGCAAGAUUACAUAUGAAAUACACAUGGUGAUGUUAAAUGUAAUAAUCUGCCUUCUAUUGUUUUGUAAUAAAUCAGGUAAAACUUUUCAUUUGUCACCAAAUAUUUGUUUUUGAUUACAACAUGCUCUGAAUUAUUAAUUUGGCCAUCAGAAUAAAGUAAAACAGUGACACAAUAUGAUCAUAUCAUCAUGUUGUAACUCUAAUGAAUGUUUGAUUUAUUGCCAAGUCCUAUCUGGACUAAUACACUCCUCUAACUUCAGCUGCAUUAAUUCAUCCUGAUGGAAUAAAUUCAGUCGGUGGAUGAAAAAAUAAUGUGGAGAAUGUAGUCAUCAUUCUUGCAAUCUGUUCAAAACCCUGAUCUCAAGGCAACAUCAAUAAACACACUAACCCUAUGCACUUUACUUGUUUUCCUGUCUUUCCUAUCAAAUAAUUAAUGUUUUGAUUUUUGCUUGCUAAGAACAGUUUUGGUCCAGGGCUUUUAAAUGCAAUGUUUUUCUGGUUUCUGAGUUCAACAACCUGCUCUUGAAUCAUUUAAAAAGGAGUGUCACUGAAAAGACACUUCAGUGUUGAAACAAGCAAAAAGCACAGUCUGUGUGUGCAUGUGUGCGUGCGAGUGUGUGCAAGUGUGUCUUCUUCAAGUGGCAGCUCUAAGUGAUGUCAGUCUCCUCUAGUUGAGAAGCUGCAGCUGUGUGUACAUUACAGUGAAUCCUCCUGGGUGCUUGUGUUGUCAAAAUGUGUGAUGAUGGCUGUUUACAGUGUCGAGGGGACGAGGGACAACAUUCAAUUAUUAAUGGAGAGGAUAAAAGAAAGAGUACCAACUAGGCAGCACAGUUAAAAUAUAUGUAUUUAGGCUGAGUGGAGGGGAAUUGUUUAGGUGCAGUUAUGAGAGAUGCUUAGUGGAGCUCAGUGGAGUUUUUGACAUAAAUAAUGAAUGCGA